UGCUAACAUUGUUGAGACUCCGUUGUGGCGGAAUGUGUGGCGAAAACUUCAAAGGAAACGUUGCCAGACACAGAUAAGCGGAUUAAUUCAGCUGCGUCGAGAUUUCUACGCUUUUAUACUGGCACGUAGACUGAAGAUGCUUUUGCCGGGGAAGCUCACACAAUGUCUCACGAAGGUGCUGGCAGGACGGGGAAGAUGUGGGCGGAAAGCGGCGGCAGAAAACAAUCCCAUCUCGCAGUGGAAGAGGAUGCAGGAUGGAUCUGAUUUGAAGGUUUGAGCAUUGCAAGCCUCCCCGUUCCUCCAUUCAUGUUGGACUGCAGGCAACUUAACUUCAAGGAUGAGUGAGGAUUGCGUUAUUUUUUUUUUGCACACAAGACACUUAAAAUAUACCUGAAGGAGCCUCAUUUGCAUAUUUGCACAGAUGAAAAACACUGUUCUCCGUUUGACCUCCGUGUACAAGGUCUCCCUGAAGACACAGCAGAGGUGACUCAUUGGAGUGGAAAGACAUGAUAAGACAAGGACAUAUCCAUGGGAAUACUCUUCGUUAAGCUUAGAAAUAAGAAUGCUGGAGUUGCCUCAAAGUUGACUUAGUACCAUUUUUGGAAGGGCUGCCUCAAUCAAAUCAACAAAAAUUGCCCGAAAUCUCUUAUUUUGUGUCCCCCUUUGAUGCUUAACCAAUGAAUGAAACCACGCUGAUGUGCAGCGAGUGAGCCUAGCAGUGCGUCAAAUCAAAUGGGAUCACGCAGGAAUGCAGGGACUGACGUCAAGUGGGCCGUUGGAUUAGUCAAAAUCUCGGGCGACACUCCGAAGUGUUCUUAUCAGCCAUUGUCGUAGUUCCGCAGCUUUAAAUUGUUUGGAUUUCGAACACAACACCAAUGGCGUCCCCACAACGUCAACAACUGUUGCCUCACAACACAGAAGUGAGCUGCGACUCGAGUGGUGAAGGCGGCGUCUCGGUUAGGAUCGGGAGCAGCGUCAAACACAAGCACGGGGGCGGAGCAUUGGGUUCCAUCGGUGGUGCCUUCAUGGCGGGUUCCAAGCACUGCAAGUACAGCAUCUCCUCCAGUUGUAGCUCCGGGGAAUCCGGAGUCAAGAGGACGUUUGUCAAGAGCCUCCGAUCGCAGAAGAGGGUACCUCAACUUUUCGAGAGAUCCGCCGGUCACUUCUGGGACCCAAAGUUCGACUCCUCUAUCCUGGAGGAAGCGUGCAGGGAACGAUGUUUUCCUCAAACACAACGCCGUUUCCGUUAUGUGCUUUUCUACCUAGCGACCACCGCCCUUCUUUGGGGUUUUUACUUUUCCGCCAACCCGUCCCGCUGCAGCAAAAUAGCCUUUCUUAUUCCCACGGCGUCCUUCCUUUUUUUCUGCCUCCUCCUCUUCCUGCUAACGUUUACAAAGUUCUACUCUCGCUGCUACAAUCAAGCAUCCCUGUUCCUCAUCGUCGUCACCUUCAUGCUGACCCUGGCCCCUCAGAUCCAGACGUCAGGCUUCAGAGAUCCAGAACCUCUCACUGAUGUGAUGGAGGUCGAUGAGUUAGGCGGGGCGGCGCACAACCUAUCCUACCUAAAGAUUGUAUCGGGUAGCGCUUGGCCUGUUUGUAUCUCCCCCGUUGGCACCUUCUCACUCUGUAUUGAAGUCCUCCUGUUGCUCUACAGCGUUCUUCAUGUCCGACUUUUUGCUUCCGUUCUACUCGGGGUCCUCUACUCUGUCUGUUUUGAGAUUUUGGGCUGGUUCCAUGUAACCCAGACAGUUGGAAGUUUGAGUUUAGCCCCCGAAAAAGACUGGACUACACUCCGAUGGUUGGCACCGGCUAAAGCCUUGCUUCACCUUUGUGCCCACGCUAUUGGUAUUCAUCUGUUCAUUAUGUCCGAGGUGCGGUCGCGUAGCACCUUCCUGAAAGUGGGACAAGCUAUCAUGCACGGCAAGGAUCUGGAAGUGGAGAAAGCCUUAAAAGAGCGAAUGAUCCACUCCGUCAUGCCCCGGAUCGUUGCCGAUGAACUAAUGAAGCAGGGUGACGAGGACAUCGGGGACAAUUCUGUGAAACGCUACUCCACAAGCGGCGCGGCUGCCGUCAUCGCAAGCCCCAAGAGCAAUAAACGCAAGAAGACCUCCAUCCCUCGAGGUCAGAUCAUCUUCAGACCCUUCAACAUGAAACGGAUGGAACCAGUCAGUAUCCUGUUUGCCGAUAUUGUUGGUUUUACAAAAAUGUCCGCCAACAAAUCGGCUCACGCUCUUGUAGGACUUCUUAACGACUUGUUCGGACGUUUUGAUCGCUUGUGUGAGCUAACCGGCUGCGAGAAGAUCAGCACCCUCGGGGACUGCUACUACUGUGUCGCUGGAUGUCCCGAACCCAGACCUGAUCAUGCCUACUGCUGCGUGGAGAUGGGCUUGGGCAUGAUCCAGGCUAUCGAGCAGUUCUGCCAGGAGAAGAGGGAGAUGGUGAACAUGAGGGUGGGCGUCCACACCGGCACCGUACUCUGCGGCAUCCUCGGAAUGAAGCGCUUCAAGUUUGAUGUUUGGUCCAACGACGUCAACUUGGCCAACCUGAUGGAGCAGCUGGGUGUCGCCGGGAAGGUCCACCUCUCGCAGGCCACCGCCAACUUUCUCGACGAUCGCUACCAGCAUGAAGACGGACAGGUCAAUGAGAGAAUCGGACAAAGCGUGGUGGCGGACCAGCUCAAAGGCCUCAGGACCUACCUGAUUUCUGGAAGGAAACUGGAGAAGCACCCUCAUUGUAGCUGCUCCCAGCUGACCGUGUCCGCCUCCGAGCAUGCCGACGUGAAGUGCUGCUCGCAGAGAGCGCACCCCCCCGAUGGAGCGCCUUCAGCCUGCAGUCUCCCCCCAGAUGGAAGCAAGCCGUCGUGUCCAUCCUGCAGCGUCAUCCUGAUAUCAGGAGGCGAUGAGGUUGAGGAGGAAGGUGACGUGAAGCUGAGCUGCCGUGAAGACCACAGGACCAGCAACGGCAAGGACACAUCUGGACUCAAGUGUUCCCCGGGGGGGUCUGCCGCUCGCGGCCCCAAGGCUCAGAACGGUCUGCUGAGCCCCCGACUGGAGCCUCUGAACAACAGCCAGACAUCUCUGUGCGAGAUGCUUCAGGAGAAGGAGAAGAAGACGUGGGCCGGGGGGGCCAUGGGCAUGGACCACUCUGCCCUCAUCCCGCUACGCUCCAAAAACUUCAGAGAGAGAAGCGACGCCCACUUUGUGGACGUGAUUAAAGAGGACAGCCUGAUGAAGGACUAUUUCUACAGACCGCCCAUUAACAAGCUGUGCCUCACCUUCUUGGAUAAGAGCCUGGAGUGUUCUUACCAAAUCAGCUACCAGGAGGAGGUGGAGGCCCAAGCUCCGGUGCAGACCUUCGCCAGCCCCACGUUUAGUUCUUUCCUGGACAUGCUCCUGUGCUCGUCCGUCUUCCUGGCGUUGUCGCUGGCCUGCUUUCUUCGCUCUAUCGUCGCCCGACUGAGUCCGCCCACACCGGCUCUGGUUCUGACCGCCGUGGCCGCCUUGCUGGAGGCAAUGGCUCUCUUUUUGGCAAUACGUAUGGCCUUCCACUUGGACGGCGCCCUGAGCUGCACGCGGACUCUGAUGAAAGCCAUCUCGGGCUGGAUUCCACGUCACCUGAUAGGCGCGCUGGUGGUGUCGCUGCCCGCUUUGACCGUCCUCUCCCACGUCACCUGCGAUAUGCGUGACUGCGUUCAGUUCACCAUGUUCAUCUGCUGCGCUGUCAUCAUCGCCAUCGUUCAGUUCUGCAACUCCUGCCAGCUCCGCUACUGGAUGCGUUCAAGUUUGGCAACGUUGGUGGGAUUGGCGCUGCUUUCACUGCUCUUCACGUCUCCGUGCAGAGUUGCUGCAAGCCUAUUUUUCUGGUCAGACGAGCAGAACAACAACAUCAACAACAACAACAGCUCAGUCCUCGUAUCCGACAGCCAGACGGAGCAGGACCGUAUUCCGCACCCCAAAGACCUGCUGGGCCCAGAAGCCUGCGUGGCCUUUUUCCUGCUCCUCCUCCUCGUCUGGUUCCUCAACCGGGAGUUGGAGGUGAGUUACCGCCUCCAUUACCACGGCAACGUGGAGGCCGACCAGCACCGCAUCAAGAUCCAGAACAUGAGGGACCAGGCCGACUGGCUGCUCCGCAACAUCAUCCCCAUCCACGUGGCCGAGCAGCUGAAGGUCACCCAGAGCUACUCCAAGAACCACGACAACGUGGGCGUCAUAUUCGCCAGCAUCGUUAACUUCAGCGAGUUCUACGAGGAAAGCUACGAGGGGGGCAAGGAGUGCUACCGGGUCCUCAACGAGCUCAUCGGAGACUUCGACGAACUGUUGCGGAAGCCCGCUUUCGCCAAUAUCGAAAAGAUCAAGACCAUUGGUGCCACGUAUAUGGCGGCGGCGGGGCUCAACGCCCAGCAGUGUGCGGACACCACCCAUCCUCACACUCACCUUCGCGCCCUGUUUGAAUUCUCCCUGGAGAUGAUGCACGUGGUGGACGACUUCAACAAGAACAUGCUGGGCUUCGGUUUCAAGCUCCGCAUCGGAUUCAACCACGGGCCGCUCACCGCCGGGGUCAUCGGAACCACUAAGCUACUGUACGACAUCUGGGGCGACACGGUCAACAUCGCAAGCCGCAUGGACACCACCGGCGUGGAGUGCCGCGUCCAAGUCAGCGAGGAGAGCUACUGCGUCCUCAGCGGCAUGGAUUACGAGUUCGACUACCGCGGCACGGUGAAUGUCAAAGGAAAAGGUCAGAUGAAGACCUUCCUGUAUCCCAAAUGUGGCGACAGCGGCCCCGUACCUCAGUACCAGCUCUCCGUCUCCCCGGAGAUACGAGCGCAAGUGGAUGGCAGCAUCGGGCGCUCGCCCACCGAUGAAAUCGCUAGCAUGGUUCCCACUACCGGCGCGGCUCCCGUCGGCGCCAUGGUGCCGAGCGCCAGCGCCGGCUCCUCCAUUAAAACGGGGCUCAGCCACGACAGGGCGCCGAGCGGGGACAGACGGGGUGGCCUUCAGUGUCGUCCUUGUCACGCCAGGCGGUCGGUGUCGCACAGCGGCCUCAGCGGCCUGGAGGCACCGCCUUGCUUCGCCAAUAAGAACCAACUCGCCAUCUUCUCAGCGGGAAAGCCUCAUCAAAACAUAACAGCGGCGUCCCAGAAGGACAAACCUGAAAGCGGAAGUGCUUCAAACAGACUUUAAAUUUGCCUUCUACCCUUUAAGGCCCACGCAGGCCAGGAGGUGGACCAACCAAAGGCACACGGCCUUCAUCAUGUCUACCUUUAAUCUUUCUUUUCAAGUGCCUUUAGCGUAGAACAACGUCUCCACUUCAGCCUUUUUCAAAAGGGAACUGAUUUUGUGGGCAAAACAUUUUUCAGCGUUUUGCUUAUCUUGGCCUUUCUAUGAACAAACAGACCCCACACGCUUCAAGUGCUACAUCGCCAGGACGCGUAGGACACGGGGAGGAUGGAAUAGUCAGAAAAAGCUUUCCAGUCCGUGUUGAUUGUGGAAACACUAAAGGGAAUGUGUGCACUUUUAUUGGAAUUUUGCCCAUCAUCCACAAUCCUUAUGGAAGACACAAACACACAGAGAAGAGGCGUGGAAAUCAUAGGUCUACUUCUACUACGUCGCUCGUGGCCUGACAAUAUGAGUGACUGUGUGGGGAAGCUAGUCGCUAUCCAGCUAGUCACGAGCCAGCUGGUCGCUAUCAAGCUAGUCACUAGCCAGCGAGUCGCUAGCCAGCGAGUCGCGAGCCAGCGAGUUGCUAUCCAGCACGUUGCUAUCCAGCUAGUCGCUAUCCAGCUAGUCACUAGCCAGCUAGUCACUAGCCAGCUAGUGAUGAGCUGGCUAGUGACUGUCACUAGCCAGCUAGUCACUAGCCAGCUAGUCACUAUAAAGCUAGUCACGAGCCAGCGAGUCGCUUUCCAGCUAGCCAG
This is a messenger RNA of Doryrhamphus excisus (bluestripe pipefish), 5914 nucleotides long. NCBI's taxonomy places the organism in Eukaryota, Metazoa, Chordata, Actinopteri, Syngnathiformes, Syngnathidae. The record is from RefSeq and is a predicted model, not a curated record.